AUGACGAAGACUUCCAUCCCUCUGCCCCAUACAGUGGCGGUUCAAGACCUUGUUCCCAUCCUCAAGUCCCAUUGGGUCGCUGUCUUUGUGGGCGCACUUGUCGCGGCUGGUCUCUACGCCGCCGUUCAAGGCGCCUACGAGACAUGGCAGCAGAAUAACACGACUUCGAACCUCCCCGGCCCCGCCAAAGACCACUGGUUCUGGGGCAACCUCACCCAGGUGAUCGCCACAACGCCCCACGCCGUCGGUUCGGGAUGGCUCGACAAGUAUGGUCCUACGCUCCGUUUCAACACUGCAGGCGGUAAGACAGCCGUCCUCACCGCAGACCUGACUGCUAUCAACUACAUGUUUCAGCGUCCCGACAUCUUUGUCAAACCCGGCGGAGCCCGUCUCAUCCUCAACGAGGCACUGGGAAAGGGCCUCAUCUCAGUUCAAGGUCCAGACCACCGCCGCCAGCGCCGUGUGCUCAACCCGGCGUUUGGCUGGCGCCAAAUCCUCGAAAUGGCGCCCAUGGUCUUUGACAAGGCAUAUGAAAUGCGCGAUGCGCUUGCCCGUCAUGUGGCAUCCCCGGAUCUGUCUUCUCCGUCCGUUGACCGCGUGCCUGGUACCCGUCGCCUGGACAUGAGCAAGAUCUCCAUGCAGGUCACCCUCGACAUUAUCGGUCUUGCGGGAUUCGGCUACGAGUUCAACGCACUCACCGACGGUUACAAUGAGCUCCGCGAGGCCUACAUCGGAGCAAUCAAGUCGGCCUUUGACCUGAACCCGAUUACCAUGUUCCAGAUCAUCUUCCCAAUGGCAGGGAUCAUCCCCACUGCCCGCAAGCGCGACCUCGACGCAUGCCGCGCCACAGCCCAGCGCAUUGGCAGACAGCUCGUCGCCGAGAAGAAGAAGAACCUCGUCGACAUGUACAGUGGAAUUGCCAAGGACACCCAGGUGGACAAGGACUCGCUCUCCCUGCUGCUCAAGGCCAACCUCGCCCCGGACCUUGGUCCCGAGGAACGCCUUACCGACGAGGACGUCAUGGAGCAGAUCUCCACAAUUCUGUUUGCUGGGCACGAGACGACAGGCACUUCCAUGAUGUGGGGUCUCUAUCACUUGGCCAAGAACCAGCGCGUCCAGGACAAGCUUCGUGACGAAGUCCUCAACCUCGGCCAGGAAUGCCGAAGCUUUGACGCUUUGCAGGAACUCCCGUACCUCGACAAGGUUGUGCACGAAAUUCUCCGUCUCGAGAACCCGGCCCCUGUCCUCAGCCGCGAGGCCACUUGCGACGUUCACAUCCCGCUCGCCACGCCGAUUAUGGGCCGCGACGGCACCAUGAUCGACAGUGUACACAUCAAGGCUGGGCAGCUCAUCAACAUCCCUACGGGCUAUGUCAACCAGUGGCCCGAGGUCUGGGGCGACGAUGCGCGCGAGUUCAACCCCGACCGCUUCGGCCGCGAGGGUAUCCCGAGCGCAAAGGUGCCCGGCAUUUGGGGCAACAUCCUCACCUUUAUUGGUGGGCCGCGCAACUGUAUCGGCCACCGCCUCUCUGUCCUUGAGCUCAAGGUGCUGUUCUACGUACUCGUUGGCAACUUCAAGUUUGAGGAGCUUCCCAGCAAGCCAGAGUACAAGCGCACGUGGAUGGUCAUUGAACGCUGCGUCGUCGUCGGCGAGGAAGAGGCUGGACCGCAGCUUCCCCUGCUUGUUCGUCCUGUUGUGGACAUCUAA
Molecule: messenger RNA, 1707 nt
Organism: Apiotrichum porosum
Lineage: Eukaryota; Fungi; Basidiomycota; Tremellomycetes; Trichosporonales; Trichosporonaceae
Exons: 3
Coding region: 1-1707 (568 amino acids)
Molecular function (GO): monooxygenase activity; iron ion binding; heme binding
Source: RefSeq, a predicted model, not a curated record